AUGUAUACCAAGGCCCUCCCCGCGCUUCUCCUCGUCCUGGAGCUGACCAGCUUCGCUACCGCCGCCCCGUACCUGGAAAAGCGAUCGUUCAAGGUUGAGCGUUUCCAAAACGAAGGAUACACUGGCCGCAAUGGGCCCCGCGCCCUCGCCAAGGCGUACCGCAAGUACAGCAUACCUCUGCCUGACGGUCUAGUCGAUGCUCUGGAGAAACAGGACACCGAGAUGUUGGCGAGACGCCGUACCAAGUGGUACAGUCCUGUGGCAGGUGCCGCUCCGGCUGUUGCCGUUGAGCAGGUGAGCGAGAAGAAGGUUGGAGAUGACGAGGAGGACGACGAUGAAGAGGAGGAUGCUGGAGACGAGCAAGUCGAAGAAAAGUCGAUUGCCGGUGAUCUUCUUGGUGGCCUGCUUGGCGGCGGUGCUGGGAAGGGCAACCCUGCCCAAGGAGCUGAGAACGGCAACAAACCUCAGGGAGCUGGAAAAGGCGAGGGCGCCGGCGGCAACAAAGGCGGCAAAGGCGAGGGCAAGGGUGCUGGCGGCAAGAAUCCCAACUUCAAUCCCACUCCCACCCCAAGCUCCAGUCCCAGUCCCAGUCCCAGUCCCAGUCCCAGUCCCAACAACGGCGACCCCAAUGCCGACGCCAUGGCAGCUCUUGCCCGGGCUCGCAAGGGCAACCAGACCGGCCUCGUCCCGACCAUUCCGGAGCCAAACGACGUCGAAUACCUCUCAGAGGUCAAGAUUGGCGGGCAGCCCGUCACGCUCGACUUUGACACGGGCUCGUCGGAUCUCUGGGUCUUCAACACGCAGCUUCCGGGGCAGCAGACGCAGGGCCGGCAAGUGUACGACCCGACGCGCAGCAACACGUUCAAGCCGAUGCCGGGGGCCGAGUUUGCAAUCCGUUACGGCGACGGCUCGGGCGCCACGGGCAACGUGGGCACCGACGUGGUCGAGAUUGGCGGCGCCGUGGUGCCGGCGCAGGCCGUCGAGCUCGCGACGCAGGUGACGGACACGUUUGUGCAGGACGCCAACAACGGCGGGCUGGUCGGCCUCGCGUUUGGCUCCAUCAACGCGGUGAAGCCGCAGAAGCAAAAGACGUUUUUCGAAAACAUCAUGCCGUCGCUGCAGGAGCCGCUCUUCACCGCCGACCUGCGCGCGGGCAAGCCCGGCGCGUACGAGUUUGGCCGCAUCGACCGGUCCAAGUUUACCGGCGAGAUGGCGUGGAUCCCCGCCAACACGACGGCCGGCUUCUGGCAGUUCAGCACCGGGUCCUUUGCCGUCGGCGACGGCCCCGUGCAGCCCGCGUCGCGGCCCGGCGGCCAGGCCAUUGCCGACACGGGCACCACCCUGCUGCUCGCCGACCCGGCCAUUGUCCAGGGCUACUACUCGCAGGUGCCCGGCGCCGCGAAUGACCGGCAGGCCGGCGGCGUCGUCGUGCCGUGCCGCGCCCAGCUGCCGGACCUGCACCUGGACAUUGGCGGCGCGUACAUGGCCCGCAUCAAGGGCGCGGAUAUCAACUUUGCGCCCGUGGACAAGACAAACACCACGUGCUUCGGCGGCUUGCAGGCGUCGCCCCAGGGCGGUCUGGGCAUCUACGGCGACAUCUUGUUCAAGUCGCAGUUUGUCGCCUUCAACGGCGGCAACAACAGUCUGGGCAUGGCCAACCAUGCGUAG
This is a messenger RNA of Cordyceps militaris CM01, 1668 nucleotides long. RefSeq names its product penicillopepsin. Gene Ontology annotation, biological process: proteolysis. Gene Ontology annotation, molecular function: aspartic-type endopeptidase activity. NCBI's taxonomy places the organism in Eukaryota, Fungi, Ascomycota, Sordariomycetes, Hypocreales, Cordycipitaceae. The record is from RefSeq and is a predicted model, not a curated record. Bases 1 to 1668 code for a protein of 555 amino acids. The transcript has a single exon.